Molecule: messenger RNA, 931 nt
Organism: Bombina bombina (fire-bellied toad)
Lineage: Eukaryota; Metazoa; Chordata; Amphibia; Anura; Bombinatoridae
Exons: 6
Coding region: 37-873 (278 amino acids)
Source: RefSeq, a predicted model, not a curated record
UUCAGAAGAUGGGCUGUGUCUGCCAGGAUCCAAAUUAUGCAGAGGGAAGCAGUUCUUCAUUUCCAGUCUAAAACUCAGCACCAGCUUCUCCUAUCAUUUUUCUGCCGGUGGAAAAAUAAGUUUCUUUCCUUGAAGAAAAAACAGCACUACAGAACACUAGAGACAUUGAAAAGUGUGCAAAGAUGGAGAGCAGCCACCAGGGGGCGCCAAGCCCUUAAUUUACACUCAUCAUCUUCCGUUAAAGAGGCUUGUAACUACUGGACAAACGUUUCAUCAAUCUCAUUACACAGGCGCAAUCACCACGCAACAAUUGGAAGCAAAAAAAUGAAGAAAGUAAUUCUCUCUAUAGCUUUAACAAUCAGAGAACAGAGAGAGUUAGGCUGCAUCCGUCUUAAGUCUAACACUGAAUGGCUCCUGCAAAGUGCUUUUUGUAGCUGGCUGCUGACGUACAGGCGACAAGGAGCACAACCUGCACUAGCUGAUACAAAUACUUAUACAGACAGCAGCGGAGUUUACCUUACUGAGCACAACACGUCUCCUCCCUGUCAGGAGCAUGCAAGGGAGCUGAAUCACAAAGGCGGUCUCACAGAACGCAUGCACAAAUUUCAGCUCCGAUGUAAAAUUAAUGAAUUAAGGAAAACCUGGCUUCACUGGAAAGGGUUAUACAGCACCCAGUUAGUGUUACGUGAACUUGAGCGCCAGAGGUUGCUAAAGAACAGCUGGAACGUUUGGAGACGACGUUACCUCCAGAGUUGCACUACUCAGCAAGUUUUAGCGAGAGAGGAGAGGUGCCUUCUCUACCAGAUUUUCACAAAGUGGAGACAGAACACAAACAGAAGUAAAAAAAACAAAUACGGAUACACAGAACUUUGAAAAUAAAUCUGGAUUUGAACAAAUCUGCAAUAAUGUACAAUAAAUGUAUAGCCAGAAA